CACAAGGGCCGAAACAUCAUCGUGGCUCUUGAUGGCACGGGUGACCAGUUCGAUAGCGACAACAGCAACAUCGUGCAUCUGGUCAGCUGUCUCAAGAAAUCCGAUCCCUCGCAGGUCUCGUACUACCAAUCCGGAAUUGGAACAUAUGACGGAGGCGGACUUUCAAAUGGCAUGAAUGCCGCAGUAGAUAUGGCCGUGGGCAGUGGACUUGGUGUUCACAUCCGAGAUGCGUACAAGUACAUCAUGCAAACGUACCGGGAGGGCGACAAGAUCUGUCUCUUUGGAUUCUCGAGAGGAGCCUAUACCGCACGAUGCUUGGCCGGGAUGAUCCACAAAGUUGGACUUCUGCCCGCGCAUAACGUCGCCCAGGUGCCGUUCGCAUACAAAUACUACAAAGACGACAGCGAUGAGGGAUGGAAGAUGAGUGCGGACUUCAAAAAGACCUUCUCCAUCAAUGUCAACGUCUACUUUGUCGGCGUCUUCGACAGCGUGGCCAGUGUGGGUUUCAUCCCGAGAAAACUGCCGCUGAGCAGCACGCCGACGAAUGCAGCUGUCUACUUCCGCCACGCCAUGGCGUUGGACGAACGACGAGCCAAAUUCAAGCCUUGCCGAUAUCGAGUGCGAGAUGGAAUCGGUUCCAAAGCAGGAUGGAAAGUCAUGGCCGAGCAGAAAGAUGCCGCGUCUGCCACCGACGUUCACGAAGUCUGGUUUACCGGCUGUCACGCAGACGUCGGCGGAGGCGCCGUGAAGAACGAGGUCAGACACAAACUCAGCCAAAUCCCGCUGCGAUGGAUGAUCCGCCAAUGUUUCGAGUGCAACACUGGGAUCAUCUUCAAAAGCCAUCGACUUGCGGAGGAGGGCAUUGACGUACAUACCCUCUGGCCACUCUAUACAAAGUUGCCAAACUCAGGCGAACUCCCUCCGCCCGACAUGGUAGACAGACACAAAAAGGGCGAACUGAAACCCAUCGAACGCCGCGCCUCCGUCCUCGAGCCGGUCGACAAGGACGAUCCCAUGGGCAUGCACCACGUGAAUCUGUACGACGACAAAGCGAAACGAACCCUCUCGCAAGACUGGAUCCCCGAACAAAUCGAAGAUUACUUCGACGCGAUUUCCGACAUCAACGAUAUGCUGAAGGUCGGGAGGAGUUGGUGGCUUCUCGAGUUCUGGCCGGUCAAAGUUCGGACUUGGAAGAAUGACAUGUGGGUUAAGAAGGUUACGGUCAAUCGCGGGAGACAUCGG
Messenger RNA from Pseudocercospora fijiensis CIRAD86, 1242 nucleotides. RefSeq lists its product as uncharacterized. The transcript is spliced from 2 exons. NCBI's taxonomy places the organism in Eukaryota, Fungi, Ascomycota, Dothideomycetes, Mycosphaerellales, Mycosphaerellaceae. The record is from RefSeq and is a predicted model, not a curated record. The annotation marks the transcript as partial.